Rotaria sp. Silwood2 is the source of this 513-nucleotide messenger RNA. NCBI's taxonomy places the organism in Eukaryota, Metazoa, Rotifera, Eurotatoria, Philodinida, Philodinidae. The record is from the annotation of a GenBank genome assembly.
AUGAAUGGACCACCAACUUUUCAAAGAACUAUGCACAAUCUUCUUGGUUAUGGGCGCUGGGAUUAUGUUAUGAAAUCGAUUUUUUUAAGUCAUACAAUCAACGAACACUGCAUUAAACCUAAUGGUGAUAAAAUUAAAGCUAUUGUUGAUUUACCAGCUCCAAACACACUUAAAGAAGCAAAUGAACUUUUAGAAAAAAUCAAUUGGUAUCGAAAGUUUAUUCCUAAUUUUGCUCGCAUAGCUGCACCAUUACACAAAGUUACCAACAAAACAAAACAUCAUCGACAUGAAUUUAAAUGGGGACCAGAUCAACAACAGUCAUUUGAUGAAUUUAAACGUCUUCUGACAACAUAUCCAUUAUUUUUAGAAUAUCCAGAUUUAUCAACUCCAUUUGUUUUAACAACUGAUGCCUCAGAUAUUGGAAUAGGUGGAAUUUUACGACAAGACACACCGCAUGGCACAAAAAUUAAUUAUUUUAAAUCACGUGUUUUAGAUGAUACUGAACGUAAAUAG